Messenger RNA from Loa loa (African eye worm), 183 nucleotides. RefSeq lists its product as hypothetical. The annotation marks the transcript as partial. The transcript has a single exon. Lineage: Eukaryota; Metazoa; Nematoda; Chromadorea; Rhabditida; Onchocercidae. The record is from RefSeq and is a predicted model, not a curated record.
AUGGUCAAUAAAGAUUUUACAAUCCGCUAUGGACUCAAUACACCUCAAUUCAAUUCCACUCAACGCAACCCAAAUCAACUCAACGUAACUCAGCCCGACCCAACUCAACUCAACCCAAUACAACACAACACAACCCAAUUCAAAUCAGCCCAGCGGAUCUUAGAAAGCCGAUCGACAACACUG